AUGUCCGCCAUUCCCUCCAGAACGAAAUCGCUACGCCACGCUGGGGCUGGAAUAUCCCAGGGAGACCGCUCGAAUGUAGCUUUAGACCCAGAAGGGGCAGUGCGUGGCAGUCAAUCCCCGAGUCGAUUGCCCGUAAAACCGCCAGCGACUCGCACAACUAGGAGUACAUCAACAUCAGCAGCAGGGCGCCCUCCCAGCGCAACGGGUAGCAUUUCUAGCUAUGCUUCCACCAUGCGGCCACCUCCGGGCCCCCCUCGAGCCGGCACAAGCAAGCCUGCAACUACUGGCGGAUUACAGAGGUCGACUUCGAAUCGUCGCUCAAACCCCCCACCAGUAACAGCAGAAUCAGAGCCGGCGAAGAAAGACCGGUCACGGCCUCCGAUAGUCUCUCGUCGUCUCCACAAUUAUUCGACCAGUUCAUUCCCUACCUCGACGACAAAUCCACCAAGCCAUACCCGAACGCGAUCCUCGUCUACCCUCUCGAGUCUCUCCACCGCCCCCCCGCCAUCAAAACGAAACUCAGUCGAGAUACCUAGGCUCCAGCCCUCGUCAAAACGGAGCUCAGUCGAGAUACCCAGACUGCUGCCCUCGUCAAAACGGAGCUCGGUCGAGGUACCCAGACUACCGCCUCUAAAUUCCGAUGCCCAGCUGAAGAAACAGACCUUUUCAACUUACCAGCAACAUUUCUCUCCUGCCAAAAAUCUUGGCCCCAAACCCUUGACAGCGGCUUACCUUGCUCCUCCCUCACCCAGCAAGCUUCCUUCGAACAUUGCGAUAUCGGCAGAAACUGCCAGAUUACAGAAUGAGUUGUUACAACUGCAUUUGCUACACAGACAUGCUGGACAGGUAGAGAAGGAAUGGAAGACCAGCGCGAAGCUAAAGCUAGAAGCCCGUUUCCACUCCAUCGUUGAUAUGAACGAGAAACUACUGCAGGUGGAAAUCGAAGAGACUGGAAAGAUCAAUGCUUUGGCCAUAAAGUCGUGGCAGGAUUUGGGAGCACCUGGAUGGGGGUUAGAAGGGAAGAUUCAGGCUCUGGAUGAAGUAGUUACAGGGGUUUGGAAUCUAGGCGAGUCUGGUGGGAAGUAUUCACGGAUUGUGAGGAAAUUUGAGAAGUGGCUCAGGAGGUGUCAAGAUAUUAUGGAGGCUCGGGCACAUGGCGAGGGUCUCGACGGGGCCGAGGUUGUGUUCUUGGAUGAGCUCGAUAAGGCGUGGAAGGACGAUUGCUUAGCCAUUGGAAGAAAACUGGAAGCAUGGAAGAAUCGCUUGAGAGAGUUGGGGACGCCCGACCGUGGUUCAAGCUUGAGUGUGGUAGUGGCUGGGUGCCGAAGUCUUGUGGGAGGCAUGCUGGCUGAGUUAAGCACUAUGGCACAGAUUGAACGGGACGCUAUGAGGAUGGAGGUGGAAUGGAUAACGAGUAUUAAUAACGAAAUGAUGGACGAUAAGGAUGAUACCCCUGUGGCAGGGGCAAUAUGGAGGUCUCGAUAG
Drepanopeziza brunnea f. sp. 'multigermtubi' MB_m1 is the source of this 1485-nucleotide messenger RNA. RefSeq lists its product as uncharacterized. Lineage: Eukaryota; Fungi; Ascomycota; Leotiomycetes; Helotiales; Drepanopezizaceae. The record is from RefSeq and is a predicted model, not a curated record.